AUGAAGCUCCCUCACUCCGCGAAAAUGCGCACGGACUACAAACCUGAGGAAGUGCGAACGGAGGUACUGCCUCUCUUCGAUUCGAAGACAUUCUGGAAACAACUUUCGUACAAAGCGCAGACGCGAUUGCUACCCAAGCUUGUACCUAAGCCACUUAACGUUACCUCUCCUACCAAGAAGAAACUACCAGUUGACCGUGCGCUCGCGGUAAAGUUUCCAGUCCCUAGCGACAAAGACAAAGCGAAAUUGCAGCUUCGAUUGUUGAGCAAUCAGCCAGUAGCUCUCGCCCCGAUGACUUCCGCGGCGAAAUCAGACGCGCUUCUUAAAGCACCUCAGCGGCCCACAAUCCCCAAGAACAAGGAUGAACUCGACGCCUUCCAAAGGAAGUUGUUAGAUCUGUUGAAGCCUUUUGAAGACCAAGAAAGUGUCACGCUCCCUCGGAAAGUGCGCCAGUUCCCAGAGAUCACCCUGACUUGUCCAGAAGAAGAACCCGACACCGUCGAGCAUCAACAACGCGACUUUCAGUACCGCUACUGCAACUCAAAAGCCCCCCAGAAGCACGUCUUCACUUCCGAACGAAAAUUGGCGUAA
Alternaria arbusti is the source of this 591-nucleotide messenger RNA. RefSeq lists its product as uncharacterized. The record is from RefSeq and is a predicted model, not a curated record. The transcript is spliced from 2 exons. Bases 1 to 591 code for a protein of 196 amino acids. Lineage: Eukaryota; Fungi; Ascomycota; Dothideomycetes; Pleosporales; Pleosporaceae.